Pristis pectinata (smalltooth sawfish) is the source of this 7420-nucleotide messenger RNA. Its product is annotated as F-BAR and double SH3 domains protein 2-like. The transcript is spliced from 21 exons. Gene Ontology annotation, biological process: regulation of actin filament polymerization; neuromuscular synaptic transmission. The coding region runs from base 630 to 2927 and encodes 765 amino acids. Gene Ontology annotation, molecular function: protein binding. The record is from RefSeq and is a predicted model, not a curated record. Gene Ontology annotation, cellular component: neuromuscular junction; recycling endosome. Lineage: Eukaryota; Metazoa; Chordata; Chondrichthyes; Rhinopristiformes; Pristidae.
UUGCAUUCGCCCUGGGCGCCGGUUGCCUGACAACGGCGAGGCCUGGUGCCUCCGAGCGGGGGCGCCUGUUGGGUUGGAUCGGCGUUUGACACGAAGACAUUUUUUUGUGUGUGUGGUGUGUGACGGUGAAAAGAGGAGGAGGGAAUGUCCGCCUCCCGGCCGCCUGCUUGAGAGAGCCGCCUCCACUGGCGGUCGCUGUUGUGCGGGCUGCUCGGUUGCUUCAUGCUCACCGCUUCCCUGAACGCGGCUUGUUCUCCCUCUCUGAAGUGACCGAGGAGGAGGAGGAGGAGGAGGAGAAGAAAAAUCAUGGCGGUGCCGGAGUGACGCCCCGCCAGCGCGGAGCCAGGACGCGCUCACACUCGUCCCCCCCCCCCCCCCCCUUCUCCACCGCAGUUUCCUUCCUUCCUUUACAUCCCUCCGCUGCUCCCCGUUCUCCCCCGCACUCUCUCAGCCCUUCUCCCUCCAGCGGCGGCGACUUUCCUUCCUUCCUUCCAUCCAUCUAUCCAUCCCUCCCUCCCUCCCUCCCUCCCUCCCUCCCCCUCCUUCCUUCCUUCCUUCCCUCCCUCCCUCCCUCGGCUUUUUUCCUCAGCCGCCAACGUCGGAUUUAUGCUUCUCGCCUGUUCUUCGACAUGCAGCCUCCUCCGAGAAAGGUAAAAGUUACUCAAGAACUGAAAAACAUCCAUGCUGAGCAAAUGACUAAACUUCAGGCAAAGCAUCAAGGAGAAUGCGAUUUACUGGAAGAUUUGAGGACUUUCAGUCAGAAGAGAAUUGCAAUUGAGAAGGACUAUGCUCAGGCUCUGCAGAAACUGACCACCCAGUACCUCAAGAGGGAUUGGAUUGGAUUAAAGAUUGACGAAAGAAGUGAACAUAACAGGAGCAUUCUUGCAGUAUGGAAGUCCUAUCUAGAAGGAACCUUGCAUUUGGCCCAGUCUCGAAUUAUAGCAUCAGAAAACUAUAGGAAUCACAUCUUGGAACCUGCUAAAAUUGUAAAAAGUAUUAAAGAACAGCAGCUGAAAAAGUGCAUUGAUCAACUGACAAAAAUUCAGGCUGAAUUCCAGGAGACUGUGAAGGACCUGGCGAAGUCUAAAAAGAAGUAUUUUGAGUUGGAACAGAUGGCUCACGCAGCGCGAGAGAAAGCAGAUUUAGAGGCCAAGUCCAAGCUUAGUCUAUUUCAGUCAAGAAUAAGUUUACAGAAAGCAAGCGUGAAGUUGAAAGCACGACGCAGUGAAUGCAACAUAAAAGCUAACCAUGCUCGAAAUGACUACCUUCUUACACUGGCAGCUGCAAAUGCACAUCAAGAUCGCUAUUAUCAAAUAGAUCUGGUAAACAUGAUGACGGCUCUGGAUGGGAAUUUCUAUGACCAUCUUAAAGAAUACCUGAUGGUAUUUAACAGAACAGAACUCGAGGCCUGUCAAUCUGUACAGAACGCAUUCCAGUUAUUAGUAGAAGCUUCAAGUAAGGGGUUACAAGAUUACAAUCUGCAGCUUUUUCUGCAAGAAAACCCAGUCUUCCAGAAGCCACAGUCAUUCCAGUUCCAGCCUAGUGAUAAUGAUACGAGUUUUAACACCGUGCAGCUUGUGGAUAUUGACCUCUCACCCAUCAGCACUUUGAGAAUGACUUUAACAGAGAGUCGGCAGUUGGAGAAUGAAUCUGGAACCACUGAGGAGCACAGCCUGAACAAGGAGGCUCGUAAAUGGGCAACACGUGUUGCACGGGAACAUAAAACAAUAAUCCAUGGUCAGAGGACUCUGGAAGAUCUAAAAGCUCAAGGAACUGUGGUCUCGGAACAAGGACGAAUGGAAUUAGAACAAAAAGUAGAAGAGGCUAGAGAAACGAUACGGAAGGCUGAGACAGUUAAACUAAAGGCAGAAGCACGACUGGAGUUAUUGAGACAGAUUGGGGUUGCUGUGGACACGUGGUUGAAAAGUGCCAUGAAUCAAGUAAUGGAGGAAUUAGAAAAUGAACGUUGGGCAAGCCUCCCUGCACUCCCCAACAGUGAUACUGUGCAUUUGGGAAGCCUGGAUCUUGAAAAGGAUGACGGUGAGGAACUCGAGGACAAUAUGGAUGUAUUUGAUGACAGCAGUUCAAGUCCAUCUGGCACGUUGAGAAUGUAUCCUCUCACUUGCACAGUGCUCUAUUCAUACAAGGCUAACCAGCCGGAUGAGCUCACCAUUGAAGAACAUGAACUCUUGGAAGUAAUUGAAGAUGGAGACAUGGAAGACUGGGUGAAGGCAAGGAAUAAAGCAGCACAAGUAGGAUACGUACCAGAGAAGUACCUACGGUUUCCGACCUCCAAUAGUUUAAUCGGUAUGCUCCAAACUCUGGGUUCCUUGGAUGCACGAUCUCAUUCUUCCAGCAACUCUACAGAGCCUGAGCUGGUUACUGGCGGCAUUAAUGGAGAUUCCAGUGUUUGUUUUGUAAAGGCACUUUACGAUUAUGAGGGGCAGACAGCAGAUGAACUUUCAUUUCCUGAGGGAGCUAUCAUUAGGAUUCUAAACAAAGAAAAUCAAGAGGAUGAUGGCUUCUGGGAAGGUGAACUUAAUGGCCGUGUUGGUGUCUUUCCUUCCGUCUUGGUAGAAGAACUGGCAGGAUCUGAGAAUGGUGACUCUCAAUGGAUUGGAGAUGCACAGGUAUCACCAUCCUCGAGACCACAGCCCAGUCUUUCAUUACCGUUGUAUGAUCAGCCGCCUUCCAGUCCUUUCAGCAGCCCGGACAAGGCAGGGUCACAGUUCUUCCCCCAAUCACCAUCAGUAACAGAUCAUGAAAACCUAACCUCAGAAGCGUCCACUAAUCCACAGCAACAGAGAAGCGCACCAGAAACUUCAGUUGGAAAAAUACGACCGGUACGGGCUGCUCCACCUCCGCCUACUCAGCACCAUCGUCGAAAAACAGAAAAGACAGAGGAAGUGGAAAUAACUCUAGUGUAACCAAUAGAUGACUUGUGUGUUCAAAUUUGGGACUGAAUUAUUCAGAAUAUUUUGGUUUCAGAUUCCUUGCGUUCUCUGCCGUACUUGUACAAUGACAUUCGAGGAGCAGCAGAAGGCAGAUUCUAAAAGGAAUUUAUGAAGUGUGGAUCAUGAGGAAAGUCAAUGUUAAUUCUUUAAUUUACAAAUAUCUUGUGCCUUUAUAGCCACUGCUUUGUUUAUUUGUUUAAAUUGGGCCAUGAAUAUUUUUUGUCCUUUUUUCUUCUAGUAGAGUAAAAGGAAUACUGGUUGGCCAAUCUAACUUUCAAUGGCCACAGCCUUGUUUUGGUCCACUAUUUAAAAGAUAUAAAGCACACUGCUUCAUCUGUUCCCAGUGCAGCAGAGUCUGGUACUUCUGUAAUUAUAUGCCUUUGGUGCUGUGCAGGGCACAGUUUUGUAUCAGAAAGGUGUGUUUUUCUGGUACUGUUAAAGUGCAAGGCUGUUGCUUUCUUUACCAUGGCCAGAUAUAGGAAUGGUUAUACUAUCAGUUGAUUGCUUAUCAUUAUUUUCAGAUUGAAAGAUGGAGAUGGAAGUGAUUUUUUUUUAAAAGGCACAGGAAAUGUUCAUAUCAUUUAUUGUGUACAUUCAUUAACACAUUGAUGUAGCCACAAAGAUCUAUUUGUAAAACAUAUCUCCCUUUAGUAUUAAUCCAGUCUGUAUACAUGUAUUCAGCUGUAAUGUGCAGUAGCAUGAUUGGACUAGAAUUGAGAGAAUAGGCUUGAGCAAGGACUGAUGUUCUUUUAAGAGGGGCUGGUUCCUCUCAGUAGUUCUAGUGCAAAGAAAGAUAAUCAGACAAAUAAGGGAAUAAAUACAAAGAAAUGCCUCUAUGUUAACUCGAGUCUUAGUUUUCCAUAAUUGUUUAUGACUAAUAUUUAUGCCACAAUUCUAGUCAAGAAAGAAAAUACAUUAUGGACAUGUUAAAAUAGGAUUCUUUAUAAAUAUGUUGCCAGUGAAGCUGAAUCUGAAUACCCUUCCAGUAGAAAAAAUUGUUUUCUGGAGAUUACAGUUUCUUUCCUCUUAGGUUUUUUAAAAAAAAGCUUUUUCAAAUCAUUAUCUUUUAAAGUACACAUUGCAUAAAUCAUGAUGUGCUUGUUACAUUUGCAUUCAAAAAAAUUGACAUUGUACUCCCCAAAAUACUUACUUCCAGUAUCAGAUUGGAAGGGAGGCAUUAUUUCUGUGUUAUCCAGCUGCUUUAUUGCAAUUAAGGGUUGAACUUGGUUGCUGUAUUCAUUAAAUAUAUAGAUUUUAAAUUGUUGCAUUUUAAUGAGGUUGGCAGGUUUGAAGUUUUAUCAGUAAGAACAUGGGAAGCAUUAUCUCCGCUGUUAAAGUGAUAAAGUCUAUUUAAAUUGCCUUUUGUCAGAGCAUUCAGGUUUCUGAAUUAUGUACACACUGCUAUUAUUCCACACCCAGGGCUUUCAGAUUACUGUAUUGAAUGUACUAAAAGCUAGAAAACUGGAAAAACGGACUGGAAGUUAAGGGUAACAUUUUAUUUGCUGCCUACUUGAAACAUUCAACAAAUGACUACCAAAUGUUUUCACAAAGGUUGCUAAUUUUUAAUGAUGGCAGAGAUGUAGUUCAAAAAUUAGUUUUUUGGAGGGUAGAUUCUUGGAUGAUCUAGUUUAUUAGACUAAAGUUUUCAAAUCUGAUGGCUGCCAAUUGUUCAAAUUCUCUUUUUGUCUUACCCCACUCAUAGAGUGCAAUGUGCUCAUGUCAAUCUUGUAUACCAACAUUGCUGGAGGAGAAACUGAGAUUAGCAAUUGUGUUUUUGAAUUUAGUUGCACUAUUUGGUUAUAGUACCUCACAGUAAGAAGUUUUUAACCACUCAUUUCCAAUGGAAAUUACAUUUAUGUCCUUAAUCUUUACAUGGCUGACUUGCAACAAAAGUAAAACUGUAAAGUUCAAAUGCUACAAUUCUAAUUAGCAUUAUUUUAAACUUCCCAUAGUAAACAUCUAAAGGAAUUUCAUUUAUGGUCCAUCAGAAGUCGCUAUGCAGAUACCAGUCUUUUCAAACUUAGUAGCUCCAUUAUUUCUCCUUAUUCAAGUUGUGUUGGUCAACAAGAUUCAAAUGUGUUUGCUUUGUUUUAACCAAUAAAUGUACUUGGCAAUCUUUGUUACUGCAUAAUCUCCUAGAUUGAAAUUAGCUGCUAGUUCCUCUUGUGUUUCUUUUUUCAUUUGGAUUAAUUUCUAUGGGACAUGUAUAUAUCAGGGUAAGGAUUCAGUGAAAUAUCAUAAAUGCAAUCGACCAUAUCUCUGUAUCAUGUCUUGCUUAGUUAUCAUUGGCAAGACAUCAUCAGAAAACUGUAAUUUAUGGAACAGGCUUAAUUGCUAGCAGAGUUUAAAUUUGUUCUGUCCCCACAUCUCUUGCAUUUCUCCUUCAAUGCCAAACAAAUCCAUAUUGCACCAGGCCCCUGCUGAUAAGUUCACCGUUGAUUUGGGUGGUUGUGAGAAGAUGGAGAGUGGAAUUGGCAAGUUUCCAGCUACUUGUGUAAAGUAUGGUGAUGGCCCUGGAAAAGUCCGUGAUUAAUGGCUUUUCCCUUUCCAGCUCAAAGGUAAUGCCAAACCAGUUAAAAUAAGAAAUUUCAGAAAGACAGGUGCAAGUUGCCAUGUAAUACAUUUGAACCCUAAUAAUUCGCACAAGUUGGUUGCGAAUUAAGAUUAGAUCAGAAUGUGUGCUGGAAAAUGGUAAGUGAAGCUAAUAUUUAUCUGAUAUGUUAGUAUCUCUGAAUGAUUGACGUGACUAAUUGAGGCAAUAAAACUUUGAACAUUGAUUUUGUAUACAUCAAUUUGAUCACUGAAAAUUAAUUUGUGAAUGCAAACAAAAACACAGUUGUGCAACUUUAAAACAGCUCUCAAUCUGGAAAAUCUAUCUGCUUAUCUAACCAGUUUAGAUUUCAUCUGAGCUGACAUUCACAUCCACCAAUACUACUGUCUACUGCAUCUUGUUAGUAACUAACAAAGCCAUUAGGUGUCAACCAGGUGAAACGAGUGCUUUUGUGUGAUACUGACAUGGAUGUACAUCUCCUGUUAGCCAAGAAACACAAAGCAUUGAUGGAAACUUGCAGAGAGAUUCUGAUCUCUGUUUAAUUUGCCUUAUCAGAAGAUUUUUUGAAAAGAAUAUCUGUGCUAAAAGUACUGCAAAACAUUUAGUGAUUUUUUUCCCCUUGUUUGUAGCUUUAAAGCACCAUAUUUCAAAGAAUAUUUAAAACUACAAAUGGAUAAUGCAUGCUUUUAUGACCAUUUCAUUAAACAGUGAGUUUGAGGGGGAAAGUGAUGCCGUUUUGUUUUUAUUAGCUAAAUUGUCCAACUGAUCUAUGUUCCUCUAUUUGACCCUUCUUUGGUCUUUGACAAAAUAUAAUCUGGGUUACUUUGAGACUGCUGUCAAACAAUUCCUUAAAAAAAUAAAUAUACAAUAGUUUCAAAAUAAAAUAGCACCUUAAAGACAUUCCUCUGACUUUUCAAUCUAAUUAGUAUAGAUUGAGUGAAAUAAUAACAUGUCACUGAUGAAAUAAUGGUUAUUGUUACUAAUCAUACACAUUUUUAACUCUGUAAAACAUACAUUGAAGAGCGAAUUUUGGAGGGACCACACAAAAACUCCCUAAUUGCCAUUUAAAGAUGCCGUAUCCAUGAAGGCUUUAUCUGCCUGUGUAUCACCAACUUGGCUUGAAGUUUAGAUUAAAUCUAGAAAGGUACAUUUGACUUAUUUGAAGUUUCUCAAGCCGUGCUGAUGGCCCUUCAGCAUUAUUUUGCUGUUGUUUUGUAGUUCCAGAAUACACAGGACAUGCAUUUUCCAGCCAGCAACUGAUCCUGACAUCUCAGUAAUGUAGUGGUGAAACCACUUGUUACAUACAACUUGACCAAUAAAUUCAAAUCCUGGUGAAGACCUACACUUGAGCUUAUUUGGUAAUAUAUAAUGUUUGAGUUUCAUCACCAGGCCUUGAAUAAACAUGACAAUUUUAAUGGCAUUUACAAGAAGAAAGCACAAAAUUGUUGAAAUGGUAAAGGAAUAUAACCAGAAUGUAACUAAAAUAAACAAUAUAAAAUUUUCUGAAACCUGCACUUAGAUAUUGUUAGCACCCUACUUUAAAUUCUUUUGUUGACGUAUUCUGCAGUUAUUUUUUACUUUUAUGUUUACAGACCAUAUUUUUAUAACCUGACUAUUGCUGAUGCCAAUUCAUCCAUACUUCAUUAUUUUCCCCAUAUUUCAUUUGCCUAUUGAUUAUUUGCCAGUUUGCCCAUAUUUUAUUUUUCUCUCAAGUAUUAUUUUAAAAUUGCAUAUUUGCUCUAAAUUAAGAAGUGCUAAGAAUUUUCAAACUAUAUGUUCCUUUUAGUUGUCUAUACAUGGGCCGACUAUCCACAUUAUACAUUGUAUAGUGUCAGUACUUCAAGCAGAGAAAGCAGAUGUGCAAUGUUUCCUGCAGUGUAUUGGCUGUUAAAACUUGUAUUUAUUAUGUACAAAU